Molecule: messenger RNA, 2431 nt
Organism: Callorhinchus milii (elephant shark)
Lineage: Eukaryota; Metazoa; Chordata; Chondrichthyes; Chimaeriformes; Callorhinchidae
Gene: gipc2
Product: GIPC PDZ domain containing family, member 2
Molecular function (GO): protein binding
Source: RefSeq, marked provisional
AGUUGAAGCGAUUCACCUGUUGGCUCGAGCCACGGCGGUUACAGGAGGCGUUGCGACUGUCCCUCUCCCACUCACUCACUCACACACACACACACAAGGGACUCGGCCUGAGCCGCCUGAGCCAGAGACAUGCCGCUGGGCCUCAGAAGCAGAAAGAAAAACAAGACGAAGGAGAGCUCGGCGCUGGUGGGGCUGGUGGAGAACGAGGAGGUGGGCAGCUGGCGCGGCGGCAAAGCGGCGGCGGGGGCGGCUCCCCCUCAGGCCAGCACCAAGCUGGUCUUCCACACGCAGUUGGCUCACGGCAGCCCCACGGGCAGGAUCGAGGGCUUCUCCAACGUCAAGGAGCUGUACGCGAAGAUCGCCGAGGCGUUCAACAUUUCCCCGGGAGAGAUAUUAUUCUGCACAUUGAAUACCCAUAGGAUUGACAUGGACAAACUCCUUGGGGGACAGAUUGGCUUGGAAGAUUUCAUUUUUGCACAUACAAGGGGCAUUAAGAAAGAAGUGCCCAUAUUAAAGGCUGAAGAUGCUCUGGGAUUAACAAUAACAGAUAAUGGAGCAGGAUUUGCUUUUAUAAAGCGCAUCAAGGAAAACAGUAUCAUUGAUGGUGUUAAAGUAAUCUGUAUUGGAGAUCACAUAGAAUCGAUCAAUGGACAAAAUAUUGUGGGUUCUCGGCACUAUGAAGUUGCCAAGAUGUUAAAAGAGUUGCCUAAAGGAAGCACAUUUACACUAAAGCUGGUGGAACCUACAAAAGCUUUUGAAAUGAUCGAACCAAGAUCAAAAGGAGGAAAGUCUGGAGGUGACAACAAGAUUGGUACAGGAAGGGGUACCUUGCGAUUACGUUCUAAAGGACCUGCAACCGUUGAGGAAUUGCCAACAGAAUUUGAAGAAAAGGCUAUCAAAAAAGCUGAUGAUCUAUUAGAAACCUAUAUGGGUAUAAGGGACACAGAACUAGCUGCAACAAUGGUCGAAGUUGGAAAAGAUAAGAAAAAUCCUGAUGAAUUUGCGGUGGCACUUGAUGAGGCUCUUGGAGACUUCGCGUUCCCAGAUGAAUUUGUUUUUGAUCUUUGGGGAGCAAUAGGAGAUGCAAAGAAGGGCAGAUUUUAGUGUAACAUUUCAUUGUAACUAAACAGUGUGUGAAAUUUUUCAUUCAUUGCUUUCUAUUGGACCAAUAAAUUUGUAGCCUGAAGACUGAAGAAAUACAGUUGAGAUUUAAGCAUUUGACUCUUGUGACUCCUACCGAUUCCUUGCUGGAUAUAUACCCUUGCACCAUGACCACUUUUUUCAAUGACUAAGCCUGCACCUGUGAGAACAGUAAUCCUAAGUGUAAAUGCACAAUUCAUUCUACUUGCAUAAAUGAUUUCUUUGGACCAAACGUUUAUGAAAAGUAUUUAUGUACUUCAUUAUUCCAGUUGUAAUAUGUUGACUUGUAUAAAUUAAGCAUAGAAGUCCUUUUGUAACCAAAAAUGUUUUUUUUAAUUACAAGUUGGUGAUUUAAGCUUUAAAUUUAUGUAUCUAUAGUGUGCCUAUGAUUUUUUAAAUGGUUUUGUAAUUUUUUUAAUCUUUGCAUGAAUAUAAUGGUGAACAUGUUGCGUAGAUUAAGCUUGACUUUUUUUAGAAAAACAACUAUAUAAACUUUGAACUGAAGUUAUUCAGUUUUGUUAAUUUAUCCCUAAAUUCACAAAAUCUGCUGCCUUAUUCUAUAUACAUACAAGUUUAAUGUGAUUGCUUGGAUUGCUAUAGCAAGUCUUAAUUGUAUAAGUAUAUUUCUUGUUCCUUCCCACCAGCACUCAGGCUCAGAUGCUUUUUAACUAUUGUGAAACAUAAAGAAACCAGCUGUUUCUUAAACUAUUUGAAACUUUGGAACAGCUGCUUUAAUUGAACUCGUUCUUCCCAGAUAGCUUGAAACAAAGAUUUUUGUUUAGACAUAAAAUACACUAAAUAUUAAUGGAUAUAUCAUUUCUUGGAUGUCUAUAAUCUUUAACAUUUAGUUUUAUUUAUUUGAACUAUUUGUAUCUUUUGUCAAUAUUAUCUAUUCAAGAUUUAAAUGGAGUUCAUCUGUGUAUCCAUGUAUCAUUACUAUAUACAAAUGCAUUUUUAUCAGAAGUAUCUGUCUUUUAUAAAACAAAAUGUUUGCUUUUAAAUUCCACCAAUUUUCUUCUGCACUUUGGAUAAUAGGGGAAACAUAAGUGAAUGUAACUUAUUUAAUACUUACAAAUGGUAUCAUGUGAUGAGAAUGUCUAGACAUUAUGGCCAUAAUUAUAUUUUUAAAUGCCACUUUGAUUUUCAAUGACUACUUUGCCUAAAGCAAUGCAUUUUAUGUGUGGACUACUGAAAUAAUAUUUUAUGAUAGAUCAGGAAAAAUGUAAUUAUGUCUGCAAAUAUUUUUUUCCCAAUAAAGUUGAGAAAUGUUGAUGUAUUUCAACAGAUUUAU